CCUGCCUGUAAUUGUGCACCUACUUACUUACAGUAGUACACCCCUCCACUCUCCAGGCUCCAGUUGAAUACAAAAUGUCCGACGACCCUUAAUUUGCCAAAUUCAGAAAAGAUAUCUACAUAUGCAUAUGUAGGAAGACAUGCCUAGCUUUGGUGGAUAGCAAAGGUCUUACCAAUUGCCCCUUGACACCGGCCGUUAAGCAUUGCUUUGCCUCUGUAACUUCUAUCUGUUUUGAUCUAGCUCUACAUCAAGAUCCGGUCUCUUGUGAAUUGCAUCCCAUCGCCGACACCGAAGACCAUGGAUCUAAACGAGGCGCAAACGUACAUACUGGCCUCGCUGCAUAGCUUGUUCGAGGCCUUCCAAAGAGUGCCCGGUAGUGCCGUCUUAAUCCGAUACGUCCGAUCGAGCUACCAGAACGAUCCCAUCCGCUCCGCUAUCGAGCUUGUCCUUGUCAUCUUCUUCGUGCGCUACCUAUUAUCACCCUCCUAUCCCACCCACGGCUCCAAUUACAUCAAGUUGAGGGAAGAUGAGAUCGAUGAACUCGUCAAGGACUGGGAGCCAGAGCCUCUCGUCGCCGAGCGGACUGCUUUCGAGGAGAGCGAAGCCGAGAGGAUACCUGUAGUUGUUGGUCCGACGGGCCCAAAGGUCAAACUUGGAAACGGCAGGACGGUAACCAACCUUGCUUCGUACAAUUUCUACAAUUUCAAUGCCAGCGAAUCCAUAAAAGAGAAGGCUAUCCAGACUCUGCGUACCUACGGCGUCGGCCCCUGCGGUCCACCACAGUUCUACGGUACACAGGAUGUUCACAUGCAGACUGAGGCGGACAUUGCCUCGUUUCUUGGAACCCAGAGCGCCAUCGUCUACGCCCAUGCUUUCUCAACCAUUACGAGUGUCAUUCCCUGCUUCUGUAAGCGUGGCGACGUCAUUGUGGCCGAUAAGAUGGUGAACUACUCUAUACGCAAGGGUUUGGAGGCCUCACGUAGCUCGAUCCGGUGGUAUAACCAUAACGACAUGGCCGAUCUGGAGCGUGUUAUGGCGAAGGUAGCGGAGGAACAGGCAAAGAAGAAGAUCCUGACCAGACGAUUUGUUGUCACUGAAGGUCUUUUCGAGAUGGUUGGCGACUGCUCUGACUUGCCGAAACUUAUCGAACUCAAGGAAAAGUACAAGUUUCGCCUUGCUCUUGAUGAGACCAAUUCGUUCGGCGUCCUCGGUCGUAAUGGCCGUGGAUUGACGGAGGCGCAGAACGUCGAUGCCGAAGCCGUGGAUGUCAUCAUUGGCUCUCUUUCAGGGCCCCUCUGUGCCGCAGGCGGCUUCUGUGCCGGGUCUACGGAUGUUGUCAGGCACCAGCGCAUCAAUGCUAUGGCCUACACAUACUCAGCGGCUCUCCCUGCCAUGUCGGCCGUGACGGCAAGUGAGACAUUGAACGUGUUGCAGUGCAAUCCCGACAUAUUGAUCCAGUGUCGCGAGAAUAUCCGCGCGAUGCGAGCACAAUUGGACCCCCGUAGCGAUUGGGUGGUUUGCACAAGUGACCCUGAGAACCCCAUCAUGAUUCUCGUCUUCAAGCCGGAUGUGAUCCAGGCGCGGCGAUUCAGCAUUGAGGACCAGGAGCGGCUCUUCUCGGACUGCGUGGAGGAGUCACUUGUCAACGGAGUGCUCAUCACACGACUAAAGAUCAUGCCGUUGAUCAACAGCCUUGAGCCCAAGGAUUCUGAUAUCAACAUCCAGCCAGCGCUCAAAGUGUGUAUCACGUCUGGGCUGUCCAAGAAGGAAAUAGAGAAGGCAGGCACGACAAUCCGACACGCCAUCACGAAGGUCAUGACGCGGAAGACAAACCGCCUCUCGGGGUCGGGCAGCUAGUCAAGGUAUCAUUUUCUGCAGCUCCGUUUCUGUGUUUCACGACUUGGAUCGUGACGUGGCAUGCGAGAGCAACACUGUACAUUUUGUCAUGGUUUUACGAGGUAUACGUGGUGGGUGCGGUUUUAGAUGGCCAACGCGGAAGGAGGCGGGAAAGGCGCUAAUACAUACUAUAGAUGCUAAUUGCUAAUACAUAUGAUCUACAUGUAC
This is a messenger RNA of Xylaria bambusicola, 2064 nucleotides long. Its product is annotated as aminotransferase class I and II. Gene Ontology annotation, molecular function: pyridoxal phosphate binding; serine C-palmitoyltransferase activity. Gene Ontology annotation, biological process: sphingosine biosynthetic process; ceramide biosynthetic process. Gene Ontology annotation, cellular component: endoplasmic reticulum. The transcript is spliced from 4 exons. The coding region runs from base 298 to 1857 and encodes 519 amino acids. Lineage: Eukaryota; Fungi; Ascomycota; Sordariomycetes; Xylariales; Xylariaceae. The record is from RefSeq and is a predicted model, not a curated record.